Agrilus planipennis (emerald ash borer) is the source of this 993-nucleotide messenger RNA. RefSeq names its product signal recognition particle receptor subunit beta (gene SrpRbeta). The record is from RefSeq and is a predicted model, not a curated record. The transcript has 4 exons. Lineage: Eukaryota; Metazoa; Arthropoda; Insecta; Coleoptera; Buprestidae. Gene Ontology annotation, biological process: protein localization to organelle; Golgi to plasma membrane protein transport; intracellular protein transport. Gene Ontology annotation, molecular function: GTP binding. Gene Ontology annotation, cellular component: Golgi apparatus. Bases 205 to 915 code for a protein of 236 amino acids.
CCUCACUUACUUCCACGUCUUCUAUGAUUUGUGUUUUAAUCAUUAAUCAAUCGUUAAUUAAAAAGGAUAAAUAUAAAAUAACAGCUGGAAUAGAACGAGGAAGGUGUGAGUGAUUCUUUGGUGUCGUUUUCGUGAUGUUUUAAGAAAGGAUAACGUUCCUAUUGAUAGAACAAUAUCGUUAAUUUAUAAAAUCAAUAGGGUAUAAUGGAUAGUAACUACAUAAAAUUAAUAAUUUCCGUUUUAACCGUACUUGUUACAUUAAUUUUAUAUGUUGUUUAUCAAAGAGCAAGGAAGUCUCGUAGAAGUAUUUUGUUGGUUGGAUUACGAGAGAGUGGCAAGACAUUAACCUUCACCCAGCUAAUACAUGGACAAUAUGUAGAAACAUUUACUUCAAUUAAAGAAAAUAUAGGAGAUUAUGAAACAAAUAAUGGCACUGUUCGUAUUAUUGAUAUUCCUGGACAUGAACAGCUAAGAUACAAAUUCUUUGAUAAAUAUAAAUCCAAUGCAAGAGCAUUAGUUUAUAUAAUUGACUCAACAUUAAAUUCAGCCAAUUUAAGAGAUACUGCAGAAUGUUUAUAUAAUAUAUUGUCAGACUCUGUUGUUAUUAAUAACAGACUACCUGUUUUGGUUCUAUGCAACAAACAGGAUAUUUCUACAGCUUCAAAUAAUGAUCUUUUAAAACAACAAUUAGAGGAAGAAUUUGCUCUCUUACGUGUUACAAAAUCACAUCAGUUAGAAUCUGUAGAUUUAAAGGCCCAGAAAAGUGCUUUCUUGGGAAGAGAAGGAGAAAAAUUUAAAUUUGAAGAUCUGCCUAUUAAAGUGUCUUUUGCUGAAACAUGUGCAAUAUUAAAAGACAAUUACUCUUCUAAAAAGGGACUGGAUGAUUUUAAAAAAUGGCUCAUAAAAGUAGCUUAGUAAUAGAAUUUCUUGUGAAUGUAUUUUCAUUACUUUGUAAUAAAAGGUUUUGAAAAAUAAAACAUGUUAUUGUUUAAU